AUCAAAACAGCUUAAGUAGUUGACCUUAGAUUUGGGGAGGCCCAAGGGCCAAUCCCAUCUCUACCAUUGGCUCACUGAGCACUUACCUUUCAGCCUCAAUUCUCUACCUGUGAAAUAGGAAUAAUAGCUAGGGUUGUUGAGAAGGCCAAAAGACAAAGCCUGUAUACUGCACUUUAGAUGAAUUAUGGUCUUACAGUAGAUAAAAAAGCUUUUUUUUGUGGCACUUAGCUCAUCUAGACUAAUAAACUUACGAAGAAUGAAAAAAAAUUAGACAAUUUUGAAAGUUUAAUGUUCUUCGGGAUUAUUGUUUGCCCAACUCUUUCUGCAUAGAAAAUUACCACAUGCUUUCCUGUGGGGCUUAAACAGUUUCAACCUAGGGCCAAGUGGCCUGGUGUACAUAGGCUACUUCCAGGAGGAGGGUUGGCUCCACUUCUGCAUCUAUACUGGAGCUUUUUUUGGAACAUCCACACCACAUGAUCCCUGAAUCACCUCUUUACUGUAUUUCCCCUUGCUAUCCUGCGGCCCUUCCUGAACUUGGAUUAGCCGAUACAAUCUUUUGGGAAAGAGCAUUGUCAAAGCAACUUUCCAAGCUGUCUAGAUGGGAAGGUGUGUAUUUUUCCAGGUUCUGACCACAUCAAUACACCUCCCUCCCCACACACACACACACUGUGGUCAUCAUUCCUCCCUCCACAACUGGACAAAAUGUUGGGAUUUUUUAAACAAAAGUUGGUAAUUGGCGUAUCACUGUUGUGUUAAGCAGUAGUGAUCUAUCAAUUAUCGAUUUUAAGCUACAGUGAGCUGUGAUUAAUAUAUUCUUAGAUCUUAAGACUGGUAUUUGACAUAUCAUUGUAACUUUGCACUAUACACUAUUACCACCUCAAUUACUGUUUUUUUUUUAAAGAGUCUGGGAAAAAAUGCCUCCCAUGUUGUGUUGUGUGUAGGGGGGUGGCAGCCAUGGGGGGCAAGGAGCAUGUGGGGGAAACUUCUGUGUAGGGGCUCCAUUGCUACCGCAGACUGCAGCAAUGAGCAACUGGCUUGAAGCAUCUUCUCUGGACAUCCCCCCCACACACACACACACGUCAGAUGCUUGGCUUUAACUCAGAACGCCAGGAAGGUGCUGGGGUAGCAAAAGCUAUUGGAAGUUAGAAUGGUUCUAGCUCAAGAGCAUACUUUCUGAGUUUUAUUUAAGGACAGACCUAUGUUGAGUGCUUUACAAUGGUCUAGUCUCGAGGUAAUCAGAACACGAAUCCAUUUGGUUGCCAUUAUGUUAUGUUAUUCAUAAUAAACUAUAAAAUGUAUCCCAUUCGACCCUGUGAGUCAGUGUCUUCCCACUGGGGGAAUGAAUGAAUCAGUUCUUACCAUCAAAGUUUGGCACAAAAGCAAAUACAUUACCAGAAAUGUUACCAAGAACACAAGCAGAGCUCCUAAAGGUAAAACCAGAGAGGGGCCACCUAGUCCAGCCUCCUGUCUCUCUUAAGUGGCCAACCAGCUGCCCACAGGAACCAAACAAAUAGAUGAGAUAGCCUGUCUCUGAGCCCCCCCCCCUGCCCCGCAACACAUGAGGCUAGCUGGUGGUAGCUGGGGACUGGGUCUUCUCAGUCCUAGCUCUGUGGCUUUGGAACACCCUCCCCUCGCCCCUUGGGGUCCGGCAGGAUUAGUGUGGGUCUGGUGAUUCAAGUGUAUUUGAUUGGCAAGCGCCCUGCGGCUGCUUCCACACAGAAGCAUCAAAAUGUGCCUCUGCUGCAACAGCAUCUAAGCAGGCGGGGACAGCGUGCACGUGCCACAUCCCUGCUUUGCUCUCUGCAAUGCUCCCCCUCUCCUGUCCAUUAUCACACUGGUGCGGUGUAGGGUUGCCAACCCUUGGGGAAAACCCUGGAGAUCCUGGGGGCGAGAGCCUGGGAAUGGCAGGGUUUAUGGAGGGAAGGGAGCUCAGCAGGUAUGAUGCUGUAGAGUCAACCCUGCAAAGCAGCCAUUUUCUUCUGUGGGACUGACCUCUAAUUCCAGGAAAUAUGCAGGCCGCACUUGGAGGUUGGCUACCCCACAAGUGCAAUAGCACCGACAUGGUAACAAUCGCUCCAGGCCUCCUCCCUCCCUCCCCUUCCUACCUCAGCCACGGUGCAAAGCUGCACCAUGGCUCAGCUUUGAAUGAGAAAAGCCAAUUAAAGGGCUAAAGGGGACUCUGCCAUUUUGGAGGGGGUUAGGGUUGCCAACUCAUGGUUGGGAAACUCCUGGAGAUUUUGAGAGUGGAACCUGAUGAAGGUAGGGUUUGGGGAGGCAAGGAACGUCAGCAGGGUAUAAUACCCUACAGUCCAUACUCCAAAGUAGCCAUUUUCUCCAGGGGAGCUGAUCUGUAUGGCCUGGCGAUCAGUUAUAAUUCCUCCAGAUCUCCAGCCACCACCUGGAGGCUAGUAACAAAAAGGGGGCCAGCCCUGGUAACAGCAAUUAGGGAAAAGGGGGGAGGGGAAACCAUCCCACCAAGGGCUAUAACAGUUAACCUCUUAAGAGCUGAAUGAAACAAUAAAGGAUGUGUGCGAAGGAAUUUUAUAACAAUCUUACUGUGCAGACAUAUGCAUUCCUUAUAACCAAAACGCAUAAAUUCUCAAGAAUAAAUAUAUUCAUUACAUAAUACAUUUCAUACAAGGUAUGUAUGAUACAUCUCCAAGAGCUAAUAUUAUGAUCACAAGUUCCACACGUGGAACCGGGAGGGUUGAGAAUGGUAUCCUCCUAUACAGGCUUAUAUCAAUUUAUCAAUAUGCAUUCUUUCCUCCACAUAAAGAAGGUAAGCUUCCAGUCAUGCCCAGAAUAAAGGUUGAAUAACUCAUCUAUAUAGCGACAAAAUUUACUAAUAUUAGACCCAAAUGGAUUCCCUGGUCCCGUGAUAUAGGUGGCUUCCCACCUGGCCAUGAAGAGGUUUGCCACACUGGGUGCUGCUGCGCAACCCAUCGCCACCCCCUUAAUCUGCAAGUAAUAAUCAUCCAGAAAUUUGAAGUAAUUGUGUUCCAAUGUCAGAUCCGCCAAUUGAAGUAAAAAUUCCAUUGGUGGAUUGGCCCUCUGGUCUAAUAUUAGUAAAUUUUGUCGCUAUAUAGAUGAUAACCCCAGUUUUUUAUGUGCUACCCAAGGUUCAUAAAGGUCUUUUUCCACCACCAGGUAGACCCAUAGUUUCUGGAUGCAGCUCUAUAUUGGAGCCGCUUGGUAUUUAUUUGGACACCUUUCUCCAAGCAGCAAUUAGUAAUACACCAUCUUAUAUAAAGGACACGGGGAACUUCAUUAAAAUAAUAGAGAAUGUCCCUGUGGAGCCUGAUUAUAUUCUCCUCACUAUGGAUGUGAGGUCGUUAUAUACUUCAAUUCCCCAUGAAAUGGCUAGAUUUUCAGUGAUGGAGGUCCUCCGGCGAAGACAGGAACAGAGACCUAGUUCUGAAUUUUUGAUCCAAUUAUUGGAUCUAAUAGUUGAAAAAAACUACUUCAGAUUUGAGGAUACCUUCUACAUGCAAAUUAAAGGCGCUGCGAUGGGAUGCAGCGCGGCCCCAAGCAUUGCCAAUAUUUUCAUGGCGGCAUGGGGGGAGAAAUAUAUAAUGAAUGAAACUAACCCCUUCUAUCGUCACAUAUGCAUAUUUAAAAGAUACUUAGAUGAUCUCUUUUUUGUACUGCACAACAAAGAAGUGGUACAGGAAUUCUGCCAUUGGUUAGAUCAGAGAGAUGAGAACAUUGGGUUUACGUGGAACAGUGAUGAAAAGGAAAUUAAUUUUCUGGGCAUCACUGUUUUUAAGAGCCAGGAUAAUAAGUUAGAAGUGCGACCAUACAACAAACCAACAGAUAGAAAUAGUUAUCUAUCUUUUGAUUCCUAUCACUCAGCUUCUCUCAGGGAAAAUAUACCUUAUGGACAGUUCCUGAGAUUGAAGAGAAACUCCACACGACAGGAGGAUUACAUCAGAGGCAGGGAUAACAUGAUGGCGGCAUUUAGGAAUAGGGGCUACCCUGAAAGAGUCAAGCACAGAGCUAAGUGUAGAACGGAUCAAACUCCUAGAUAUCAACUUUUGGAACAAAAAUGGGUAGAGAAAAGAGGGCGACUUUUUUGGUCUCUAGAUUAUACACCUCUAGCCAAAUCAUUGGAAAAUAUAGUUCGUAGACACGGGCAUCUGGUUAUGGAAAUCGCAGGAUGCGAGAGCCCUCCAGGUGUCAGUUACAGGCAAACGAGAAAUUUAAAAGAGGUGAUCAUUCACUCUGAUAUGACACGUAGAAUGGAAGUAGCCAGUAAACCAAAAGGAAAUUACAGGUGCGGCCACUGUGCACUUUGCCCACUUAUGUUACAGGGCAAUGAGUUAAAAAUACUGGGCACAGGUAGGAAAAUACGGAUUAAUCACUUUGCUACUUGCCAAACAGAGGCAGUUAUAUACCUUUUGAUUUGCCCAUGUGAAAAACUAUAUGUGGGAAAUACAAUAAGACAACUUAGAGUGAGGGUUUUGGAACAUAUAUCUAGGAUAAGAUCAAAGGUUAUGGGAGCACCCUUGACUGGGCAUUUUUUGGAGGAGAAACAUUCAGCUACGGACAUGAAAGUAGCAAUACUUACGGUGGUACGGCCAACUGGAUCUAUUAAUGUUAAUAGGGAGCUCCUCAAAAGGGAGGCAGAAUGGAUUUUUUCCUUGAGAACCUUAAAGCCAAAAGGCUUAAACACUGAACUUUCUCUCCAAUGCUACUUAAUAGAUUAGGGAGAAAUAGGUUCUAGUACUUUAACUCGUUUGUGAUUCUUGCAGAGAAGAGUAUAUUAGGAAACCAACUACACCUGGGGGGACAUGUGGCGGUUCCACGAAGUCGCUCCUGGGUUUGUCCUGAAUGAAUGUACAACGGGUAAGCCACGGGUCCCUGAGGAAGUCCUGACGAAAGCUGCUGUUUAGCUGGCCGCAGUUAGGACUGUCAGUGGCUCUUCAUUUUUGGAGACGGAGGUCCAACUGGAAGUGCAUAGAGAUACUGUUAAAAAACGAAGAAAAGUGUUGUUUUUGUGGACCGCUUCUCCCUUGCAACCUAUGGAGCAUAAACUUUGAUUUAAAGAGACAGCACUAAGGAAGCAACCAGAAGGGGGUCUUAGUUACCCUUCCUUUUUUUGUGUGAAAGAAAGACGUUGUAUUACUGAGUGAACAAAUCAAUGGUCUAUUUGCAUGAAGUUACAGUAUUGCAGUUUACUCGUGUACACGAUUGUAUUGCCUUUGCUAUACAUUUGUAUUUUUGAUAUGAAAAGACUGAAGUAAUUGCAUGUUUAUUUUGGAAUACACUUUGAUAAAUUUCUAAUAUGUAUUUUUGAUGAAUUAUUGUUGGUUAUCCGGGUGUAUAGGGUUCAAGUAGCCAGCUCAAGGUUGACUCAGCCUUCCAUCCUUCUGGGGUUGGUAAAAUGAGUUUCCAGUUUCCUGGGAGUAAAGUGUAGAUGACUGGGGAAGGCAGUGGCAAACCACCCCGUAAAAGUCUACCAAGAAAACGUUGUGAUGUGACGUCCCCCCAUGGGUCAGUAAUGACUUGGUGCUUGCACAGCGGACUACCUUUACCUUCACUCUACAUACAUAAUAGGCCAAUUGUAGAACUUCAGGAAAAAAUUGAAAGCUUUUUUUAUCCUGUAGUUGAAAGUUAAGAAAAACUAAGAACAAUGAUCAAUAAGACAAAUUAGUUAUUAAUUUGCAAUUUAAAAUGUUGAAUAUAAGGUUUUGUAUUUAAAUAUAUUUUAAUGUAAGUAUGUAAGGGGCUGAUGGGGAGAAAUGGUUUAUGGUUCAUAUCCUCUGUUAUA
Messenger RNA from Eublepharis macularius, 5770 nucleotides. RefSeq lists its product as uncharacterized. The transcript has 2 exons. The record is from RefSeq and is a predicted model, not a curated record. The coding region runs from base 3087 to 4706 and encodes 539 amino acids. NCBI's taxonomy places the organism in Eukaryota, Metazoa, Chordata, Lepidosauria, Squamata, Eublepharidae.